This is a messenger RNA of Strigops habroptila (Kakapo), 1131 nucleotides long. It is a transcript of the gene EFNB3, whose product is annotated as ephrin B3. The transcript is spliced from 5 exons. The record is from RefSeq and is a predicted model, not a curated record. The coding region runs from base 132 to 872 and encodes 246 amino acids. Gene Ontology annotation, biological process: ephrin receptor signaling pathway; axon guidance. Gene Ontology annotation, molecular function: ephrin receptor binding. NCBI's taxonomy places the organism in Eukaryota, Metazoa, Chordata, Aves, Psittaciformes, Psittacidae. Gene Ontology annotation, cellular component: plasma membrane.
UUCACCCGCGGCCCCUCCAAGCCACGCCCAACCCCUCCAGACCACGCCUCCGGCGCCCCGAGGCUCCGCCCCCCGGCGCCGAGCGCAGCCGGGGCUCGGGUCCGCUCGGGUCCGUUCGGGUCCGGUCCGGGAUGGGGGGGGGCGGCGGCGCGGCGCUGCUCGGGGCGCUGCUGGGGGCGGCGCUGGGGGCCGCGGGUUCGAGCCUGGAGCCGGUGGUUUGGCACACGGGGAACCGGCGGUUCCUGGCCGCGGGGGGUUACGUCCUGUACCCCCAGAUCGGGGACCGGCUGGACCUGGUGUGCCCCGGCGCGGGGGGGACCGAGGGGGGGGGGUACGAGUUCUAUAAGCUCUACCUGGUGGGGGGGGCCCAGGCCCGGCGCUGCCACGUGCCCCCCUCGCCCCCCCCGACGCUGCUGCUCACGUGCGACCGGCCCCAGCGGGAGCUUCGCUUCACCAUCAAGUUCCAGGAGUUCAGCCCCAACCUCUGGGGCCACGAGUUCCGGCGCCGGCACGACUAUUACAUCAUCACGACGUCGGACGGGACGCGGGAGGGGCUGGAGAACCGACACGGCGGCGCCUGCCUGAGCCGGGCCAUGAGGGUGACCCUGCGCGUGGGGCAGCGUCCCGGCUCGGCCCCGGCGCAUCCGGAUGAACCAGGCUCAGCCAAUCAGACGCGCCCUCCCCCAGGCCCGGGCCCGCCCCCUUCCCCGUGGGGGGGGGCGGGGGGAGGAGCAGCCGCGACGCUAUUGGCUCUGGCGGGGGCGGGGGGCGGGGCUUGGUGGUGGAGGCGCCGCCCGCCGCGCAGGCCCCGCCCCCCCGCUUCAAGCCCCGCCCCCCGCGAGCUGCCCCCGCCCACCUACUACAAGGUCUGAGCCCUCAUUGGCUGUGGGGGAGCGUCACGUGACGCUUUGGCCACGCCCCCCGCCCUUCCGAUGGUGCUCCAAUAUGGCCGCCGCCUUAUGGAGAGGAACGGAAGUGACGUCAGUGAUACGCGACGUGAAGGCGGCACUUCCUAUAUGGCGCCUCCCAUGGGACUUCCGGGUGUGACGUUGAUGGGGGCGGGGCUUCGUGGUUGCGAGAGGGGCGGGGCUAUGAUGGAACUUCCGGUUAUUAGAGCGUUGCUAUUGGCUA